Molecule: messenger RNA, 4873 nt
Organism: Mytilus trossulus (common blue mussel)
Lineage: Eukaryota; Metazoa; Mollusca; Bivalvia; Mytilida; Mytilidae
Product: thrombospondin type-1 domain-containing protein 4-like
Exons: 16
Coding region: 223-2979 (918 amino acids)
Biological process (GO): proteolysis; extracellular matrix organization
Cellular component (GO): extracellular matrix
Molecular function (GO): metalloendopeptidase activity
Source: RefSeq, a predicted model, not a curated record
ACACUUUUAUAAUCGGAUUUGAACUUUGUUAUAAUUAUGUCACAAAAAUUAAACAAUAUGCUUGAAACAGUAAGACUUGGGAUAAUAGAAUAGGAAUUUAUGAUCGUCUACACAUUUUACUUUUUAACCUAAAUAACAUGCAGUCGCAAUUUCUCUGUUAAAGUUUUCCUCUUGUAUUUGGAUAUGAAUUGGACCUAUUCAUAAAGGAUUUCUACAGAAACAAUGUGGAUACGCCUGUCCACAUCAUGGUUUAUACUACUGCUGAUAGCCAGCUGUGUUCUUGCAGAACAAAAAAAUUCUCAAAGAUCAGUUUUUAUGGAAUGGACUUCGUGGACAGUUUGUUCAAAAACCUGCAAUCAAGGUAUACAAAUGAGGACGAGAGAUUGUGCGGACAGAAGUAAAGACUGCAAUCAAACUGAGAAGCAACUAAAAGUGUGUCAGCAACAGGAAUGCAAAGGAAAAGUAAGAGAUUCGAGAGAUCUUCAAUGUCAACAUUUCAGUAGCAAGGUUGUUCAUGGAAGGAGGCAUCACUGGCUUGGAUAUACACAUGAACGGAAUCAAUGUGAAUUAUACUGUAAAGCUUCAUAUUAUGGAUUUUAUAUGAAGUUUGGGGAUAAAGUUGAGGACGGAACCACAUGUAAAGAUUAUAAAAGUGAUGGCAUAUGUGUUAAUGGGCGAUGUCAGAUUGUUGGCUGUGAUGGUAUUGCUGGAUCAAAUGCCAGGUUAGAUCACUGUGGUGUAUGCAGUGGAGACAGUUCAUCAUGCCAGCUAAUAUCAGGAAUAUUCACUAGGAGAUACCUUAAAUAUGGAUAUAACUUGAUCAGUCGUAUUCCUUCCGGAGCAUGUAACAUCAACAUAACAGAAAUGUCCCGCAGUAGGAAUUAUUUAGCAUUAAGACAAACAGAUGGCGACUACAUUAUCAAUGGAAAUUAUAGACUUACUAGAAACGAAGUUUUCAGAGAAGCGGGAACAACUUUCACUUAUCAUAGAAACAAACGAUCAGAAGGCUGCCGAUCGCAGUGUAUUAUGGCCGACGGGCCUACAACGAAAUCCAUUGACUUAGAGUUGCUGUUUUACCAGGUAAAUACUGGUAUCAUGUAUCAAUUUACCGUGCCGAAUAAUUUAACAGACUAUUUUAUGCAAAAUAUGGUGCCUAAUCUUAGAGAAAAUCGACGAAAUCCUAGUGCACAACCAACUAAUCGUGAUGCACAUCUUAGUAAACAAAAAGACGUUCAUAUGAUAACAAAUCCAAAUGAACUUCAUAAGUAUAGAACACAAGUAAAUAAUAACCAGAAUUCUAGGAAUAUCAAUUCUCAAGCAGCUGUACAGUCUAGACCUAGUUUUGACAACACUUACAACACUAAUGAUAACAUAAGGAAUACAAAUAGUGAUACAGGUAAUACGCGUGUUAAACCAACAAAAAGUGAACAGCAACCGGUCGGCCAAGGUGGAUAUUCUUAUUCAGGAGGAUUAGGAGCAUACAACCAGGCUGCUACUGGUGACUACGGUCAGCAAUCGCCAGGAAAUAACAAUGUCCUAUCAGGGCAAGAAAGUUUCUACGGUAACAAGGGGGGUUAUCCGGUAUAUAGUAAUGGCAUUCCACUGGGCGGAUCUGUAAAUGGUGUGCCGCUUGGCGGUUCUGCAAAUAGGGUAUCACAGGGAGGAAUUCCUCUCGGUGGAGGUUCAAAUGGUGUACCUCUUGGUGAAACAGUACAGAAACCACGUUUAGUAAUUGCUAACCAUAUACCUGACAGUAAAAACUAUUUUUGGAGAAUAUCAGGAUUUACAGAAUGUUCAAGAACUUGUGGAGGAGGUGCACAGGAAACAAAGAUUAUAUGUUUAAAAAAAGAUACCAACGUUAUGGUGACUAAUGAAAAUUGCGAUCCUCGAUUGAAACCACAGUCACAAGUGCUUAAAUGCAAUUCUAACAUAUGUCCACCAAAUUGGGAGUCUGGUAACUGGUCAGAUUGCAGUGAAAGCUGUGGACAAGGGAUGCAGACAAGACCAGUGCUGUGCAAACAGUUAAUAGAUUCUGAACUACAUUUAGACGUCCCAACUUCUCGAUGCGAUUCAAGAACCAGGCCAGAAUCAGCCAGGAGUUGCAACACAAGAGCUUGUGCUGAAUGGACUAAUGGAGAAUGGGGAAAGUGUUCUGUGAAUUGUGGUCGGGGAAAACAAGAACGAGAGGUUUACUGCAAGCAUGUAGAUGGCAAAAAUACCACAGAGUCAAUUUGUCUAGGUUCCAAACCACAAACAUUAAAGAGUUGUGAAAUGGGUGUUUGUGCAGUUGGUUGGUUUUACUCAAAGUGGUCAAGACGGUGCUCAUCUAGUUGUGGCACUGGAUACGUAACAAGGAAGGUUUUCUGUUCAGCAGCAGACGGUGCACCACUACCUGAAAGCAAAUGCUCCAAGUCAAAACCGAGGGAAAAGAGGCCAUGUCGCAAUAGGAUUCCAUGUGGCGGCAUAUGGUUCACGGGUCCAUGGUCAAAGUGCUCUGUGACAUGCGGAGAUGGGAUGAAGAAAAGAGAUGUUAUAUGCAUGAAAAAAUUAGGCGAAAAGCUCAUCACUGUGGUUGGAGAUGAAAACUGUUUAUCAAAACAAAAACCAUCAAUAACUAAACGAUGCAAAGAUUUACCGCCUUGUCAAGCGGAAUGGUUUAUGACUUCUUGGUCAAAGUGUUCAAAAUCUUGUGAUGCUGGAACAAAGUCAAGAUUGGUGAAGUGUUUAGACGAAGAUUUAAGUCCGAGUUCAACAUGUUCUGAAGAUCAUCGUCCGACUGUACGUCACGUGUGUAAUACUGAUUCAUGUGACCUUCCACAACUCGAUGAAGAUCCAACCUGCAUAGAUAAACUUUCAAACUGUAAAUUAGUACCACAAGCAAAAAUUGAACUCUGCGAUUAUCCAUUCUACAAGACUGCAUGUUGUCGGUCUUGCAAGAAGCGAGAACACAUAACACAUGCCAACAGAACUCAUUCAUGAGGAUAUUUGUAAAGUGUUAAUUUACUGUGAGGAAGGUCUAAUUAGUUCAAGGAUUAAAACAGCAUUGUUAAUGAGUGUUGUGAUAUAACUGUGCUAGUGCUGACAUAAUAUUACAAUGUGGAAAAUUGAGCAAGCUUUUCCUCGCUGAGCUUAGUCAUGAUAGAAACAUUAUAUAAUACUUGAGUUGUAAUUUUGUGUACAAACCACUUUAAAGUGCUUUAUAUGCGUUGACAAAAGUGUAGGGCUAUAUUAUGAAUGCAUGAUUAGAAAGUAGCUACACAGUCGCUGUUAUAAAUGAUAUACAAUGUACAAUAAUGUGUAUGAUAAUGGUUAUUUGAAGCGUUUAGUUAUUACUGUAGUACAUGCUUUGUUUUUUUACGUUUCCAUUAUUCUUUAUCUAGUCAAGUAUAUUUUUCUGAGUUCGCCGAAUGAAAGUUUAUUUAGAGAAUUUCUUCUGUAUCAAUAUGUAUUAAUAAGAAAUCUGUUAAUUUUCUAUGAGAUGAAGAUUUGUUCUUCUAAUUCAUUGUUUUACGAACGAUUUGUUCUUGGAUGCCGGUCAUAUUUUAAAAUACUUCAGUUAGUAACGUUCAAAAGGGUUAAAUAAGUUUCUACAAUAACAUUCUCGGGGCCAAAUGGUCUGAUCGUAACUUUUUGAUUACGAACUACAGUAGUCGAAGCCACCUAUCAUAGCAACACUUAUAUCUAUGUCUUGUAAAAAUGAGCAUUUAGCAUAGCUUUUGGCUAUUCUUUAUAAUUGUUUUUGCAGUUAUGAAUAAUUAAUGCUCUAUAUGUGCCUAAUAUAAUAGUUUUGGAACACACAAAAAGAUGAAAGACACAAAAUUGAAUUGAAGAAAAAUUCGUUUAGAUCUGUUGUGCUUGAGUUUUAGAAUUUGUUAUUUGGAUCGUAUUACUUUAUUUGAUUGAACUCUAGAAUAAUAAAUGUAAUCUUAAUUAUGUAUGUGAAACAACAGGGUAUGAAUGUUUUAACAUAACUUUUCAUAUAUAUUUUCACUUCUUUAACGAGAAUAAACCUAUUAUGAAGUAAGUAUAUCUGAAAUGUAUUGGUAUUAUAUAAAAGUUUAUGCUAAGCAUAAAACACUAGUGGUUGUGAAUGUUAGGGUCAUCCAUUUCCAUUUACCAUAGAAAUCAUCAUGUUCAUCAUCAUUAUUAAAUACUUUUUAAUGAAGGGCACAUUAAAAUAUCGAUAGGGCAUACUUGAUAAAAUGGCGAGCUUGUUAGCGACAUAUCGAUACUUUGUUAUUAAGCAGUGCAGACUUUGUUUCCUAUCUACCUCUAUCACGUACAUUCAUAAGAUUAUUUCUGUAAUGUAAAGAGAAUGCAGGAAUAUGUGUAUUAUUCAGUUGAUAGAAUAUUACAUUUUUUAAUUUUUUAUGUUGUCCAUCAACGGGAACUUUGUUGGUAGUCUUAAUGGUUUUCCUCUGUUCGUCUAUUCUUCCUUAUAGUUGUGGUAUUUGAAUUAAUAGUUGUUCCCUCCUUUUUUGUUUUUGCUAGCAACACUUCGAAAUAACCAGUAAAAUCAAGUAAUACUGGAAACGUUAUUGGAAUAUUUUAGAUUUUGCUCCAAACUGAUCUAACAUAAUUUUGUAUGAGCUGCGUUCUAGAACCAGUGCUCAGUCAUAUUGCAGUUUGCGGUUCCCAAAAGAUGCCGGGUGUUGAUUUAACAUCUGGGCAUGGCCUUUUGCGAUGUCAAAUGUUCUGUACCAAGAAACAAUGUCAACACUCUUUGCAGAUAUUUGUCAUUAUACAUGCAUGCCUUAUUUUCAUAGAUAUUGUCGAUACAAAAUUGUUAUGUUGAUUCAGCAUACUUAUUUUAAUUCUCAUCUAACAUUCAUGACAAUCAUGUAAUAUCUGUUGAAUAAAUGUGUUCAAAAUA